UCACAAGGUUGGACUCAAAGGUCAAAAAAAUUUCCUUCCACUGCCACAAAUAUUCAAGAUGUCGAAAAUGCCACAAGUGCUACUUAUCCUCUGUUUUGCUGGGGCAGCAAAUGCCCUUUACAAACAGUGGAUUCCUAAUACCAACUACGAGAAUAAGACCAACUGGGAUAAAGGAGAUGUUCCGUGUGGCAGUGACAUAGUCCAGUUUUCAUCUCAGAGGAAGGUGUCUGUGUUUGUGGAGACCAAUCACGCCGUGCAGGAGAUGAUGCUACCGAUGGAUGGAGAGAUUAUUCUGAAUUCGGGAGCUGGUUUUUAUGUUGUCGCCGGACAGGACCCAGAUUGUGGAACAGGAGUGAAGACCAAGUUCAAAAACUCAGAGGCUCUGCAAUGGCUUAAUCCAACUCUGUGGCAAACAGCUGCCACUCAGAACGACCUGCUGGACGGAAAUUUCCUCUUCUCUGUGCAUGAAGAGAUGGUCCCUUGUCAGCAGGAUGAUGUUGUGUUCAAAGCCCUCUCCUCCUUCCGCGUGGACACCAGCUCCAACCAGAACACCAUCCCUGUCAAAUCUUUGUCUGUGCUGGGAAAGGUAUUUGAAAGCAAAUCUGAGUUCUCAGAGUAUCUAAGCUCAGAUUCAGGGCAGCUGCAGUUUCAUGGGUCAUCAGCUGUCACCGUUGGCAACCCAGGUUGUGGGGAUCCUACUGGCUGUGACUGUGGGAACUCUGUCAAUCAUGAACGUAUCUGCAGUGCAGUAACCUGUGGCUCUUUGAGGUGUGAGACCCCCCUGCUUCCUGUUGGACACUGCUGUGAGGUGUGUGGUGCCGUUGUUACCAUCCAUUAUACUGAUGGCUUCAACCUGCAGAACUACAGAGAACGAAUCCGUCACCUUUUUCUCAUACUUCCACAAUACAAGUCCAUUCAGCUGGGCAUGUCUAAAGUCUUGAAGCCACAGCAAUUGAUGAGAAUAAUCCCCUAUGGAUCAUCCCCUGAAAUACAGGUCGUUAUUCUGGAUGGAGAGACAGGGAAGCUAUCAGAAGCUCUGGCUCAGGACAUGAUCCAAGAUAUCAAAGUUCAUGGCUCCAAAUUGGGAAUAACAGGAGCUGACAUUCAAGCAAGUAGUGAGCCUGGAAGCAAUGCAGGGACUGUGGUUGGAGCUGUGUGUGGAGUUUUACUUGUGAUUGCACUUGUAGUGAUUGUGGUUGUGCUAAUCCGUAAGGGAGUUGUACAGAUGCCUCCACUGCCCUCAAUGCCUGCAAUGCCCUCAUUGCCAACUCUAAACCUCUUCAAGAGGAACAUCAACGUUGAUGACGACCUCAAUGGGGCCAUUGACCGUGGAUUUGACAACCCGAUAUUUGAUAAGCCUGACAUGCUAAGUAACAUUCCCGGUGUGAGCAGCACCGAUUCCAUCAUCAUCACACAGACCGGAGUUCAUUUUGUGAAUCCAGCGUAUGAUGAGAAUGAAACCGACUUUACAGUUUAAAGUAGAUUUUUCACACAGUUUCCUGAUUAAAUGUAAGCAUGCACUUAAAAUAUACAGAAUGAUCAUAGAUUUUAGUAUUAUCAAACUGAUCAUGUAAUAGUGCUGUACAAGGAGUUUAAUUAAUUAAAGCAAAAUAUAAAGAGAAAAAGUGACAUUGUGAGUUAUUGUGUUU
Messenger RNA from Cyprinodon tularosa, 1649 nucleotides. It is a transcript of the gene amn, whose product is annotated as amnion associated transmembrane protein. Gene Ontology annotation, biological process: intracellular protein localization; receptor-mediated endocytosis. NCBI's taxonomy places the organism in Eukaryota, Metazoa, Chordata, Actinopteri, Cyprinodontiformes, Cyprinodontidae. The record is from RefSeq and is a predicted model, not a curated record. Bases 59 to 1477 code for a protein of 472 amino acids. The transcript has a single exon. Gene Ontology annotation, cellular component: apical plasma membrane; endocytic vesicle.